Messenger RNA from Eucalyptus grandis, 617 nucleotides. RefSeq lists its product as uncharacterized. Bases 71 to 373 code for a protein of 100 amino acids. The record is from RefSeq and is a predicted model, not a curated record. NCBI's taxonomy places the organism in Eukaryota, Viridiplantae, Streptophyta, Magnoliopsida, Myrtales, Myrtaceae. The transcript is spliced from 3 exons.
AUGCUCCUCUGCCAUCGCUAGGGUUUUGAGCUCCAUCAUCUUCAAUCUCUCUCUCGCGUUCGCCUCAGCUAUGGCGAAGAACAGGAACAAGAAGAAGCGGAACGCCGCCGCCGACGCAAUGGACGUCGCCGAGAAAACAGUCUCCGACGGCCCUCAAGCAAUGGACACUUCGGAGUCUGGAGCUAAAAGUUCGGCUGCAGGCGCUGCGAAUAGAAAUAUCAGGAAGGGAAGACCAAUGAAAAGAACGAAGAAUGUCAGGAAGAUGAAGGCGAUAACAAAGGCCAUAUCAAAGAAUGAGCAGAUUACGGAGAAAGUUUCAAAGAACGAUAGCAAAACCGUGAGAACCCAAUCUGCAAAAACGCUGUAUGACUAGCGUAGCUCAAUCUUUGGUCCAUACUUUUUUGAUGACGAGGGAGUAGAAUCAUUGUAGGAGUUUCAGUUUCUUAGUUCUAGUAUUUGCAUUUUACAUAUAAAUUGUUCUUUCUUCCAAAUAAGAUGGAAGGUAUAAUUAUCAGCAUCCUCAUCUUUAUUUGGUGAUACCUUUUGUACUGAAAUGUUUGUGUAAGGUACAUAUAAAGCUUCAAAGAGUUUGAUUAUACCAAGUGUCAGUUUAUGUA